This is a messenger RNA of Ostertagia ostertagi, 765 nucleotides long. NCBI's taxonomy places the organism in Eukaryota, Metazoa, Nematoda, Chromadorea, Rhabditida, Trichostrongylidae. The record is from the annotation of a GenBank genome assembly.
UAUUUGGAAGGGCGUGGAAAGCGAAAAGGACGGACAUUCAAAGUGAUUCCACUACCCCCCGAGAUCGACCGAGCCACAAUUCCAGGACGAAGCCAGUGGAAAGACGUCGGAAAGAACCAACAGAUUCGCCGAAUGUUCAUCUCUGGUGGAGUGUCGAUGUUCGCCGAGACAAUGCGUCCUUGUCUAGAGAAACAUCACGGACGAGUGCUGUCGUCGUUCUCCGAAGUGGUUAACAAAAGCAUUCCUUUCUGGGAUAAGCUUGCUGAAAUAGAUCGCGAAGGAUGGGCUGCCAGAGCUCGUGUAGAAAAGAAGAGCGAUCAUUAUAUUUAUAUACGCAAGGCACGCGAAAAAGGCUGCGGUGAACGAGAAGUGCUAAGUUUACAACUUAGCGACUGCGAAAGCGAUCCGGAUGAGCUACCCGGACAAAUAUGUGACGUACAAUCAGUGGAACGGCAUAUGGAAAUGUUGGAACGCAGUGAACCAGAAAGCAAUCCACCAUCAUCACCUGCCAACUCUCGCCCGGCGGCAGGGUCGGAAGAGAUUGUCACACGUCAAGAAACACCGCCACAUGUGUCGCUAGUAGCACGUUCUGCUACUCCUCCUCCAUCACGGGAAGAGAGCUUUGUACGUGUACGAAUGACCGUUCCACCGCAAUCUGCUCACCGUGCAGAAGUGCUGUACAACUGGACACCCGCUGAUCGAAGUCUUCGCUUUGAAAAAGAAGCGACUUGGCGAGGGAGUGAGCGCUAUCUUUCUCACAGCUCU